Molecule: messenger RNA, 2597 nt
Organism: Hipposideros armiger (great roundleaf bat)
Lineage: Eukaryota; Metazoa; Chordata; Mammalia; Chiroptera; Hipposideridae
Gene: AHSP
Product: alpha hemoglobin stabilizing protein
Exons: 6
Coding region: 1996-2448 (150 amino acids)
Biological process (GO): protein stabilization; protein folding; erythrocyte differentiation
Cellular component (GO): cytoplasm
Molecular function (GO): hemoglobin binding
Source: RefSeq, a predicted model, not a curated record
UGAGAACUGCUGCUCUAGAGAAUACAGCCUCCCUAUUCUCUAAGUCAACGCUGUCACUAGACAAGGAAACUUCAUUUCCAUCUGCUCUUCCCUGCCUCAUUUACAAUUAGCUGAGCUGUAAGAUCUAGAAACUUGAGUCCUAGUAAAGGGUCAGCUGUCCAGAAAUUGCACUUAGCUCUACUCUAAAAUCCUAACUGGCAAAAAAGUGUGGUGUUGAGAGUGGGAUACAGGAGUCAGUUAGUUUGGGUCCAAAUCCUGGCCCUAUGUUAUGUUAGGUAAGGUACUAAACCCCUCUGUGCCUCAGCUUCCCCCUCUGAGAAAUGUAUUAAUAAUGGAUUUACCUAAUACAGAUGCUGCAGAGAUUAUGUUACUUAUUACAUGUAAGUGUGCAAAAUGCCUGGCAUAUAGUAGACUGUCAAAAUAUUAGCUAAUAGUAUUACUAUUGUUAGUAUGACAAGUAACAUCACAUUCCAUUAAGAGAACUGUAACUGAAAAUGUCCACAUCAAAAAACCCCAAGGGAGUUUAUGUAAAGCUCUGCAUACAAAUUUCCCAUGUUUGAUGGAAAUGAGUUUGUAAAAUUCUUUCUAAUUAAGAGGACUUCUUUUAAUAACAACAGACUCUAAAGUAACUAUUUUUUCAUAUCUUAAAACGGUCUUAUUUUUUUUUAUAAUCUCAAGACACCAGCAGCAUACUGGUGCUAAGACUAGGGAGCUUAGAAACGAGAUGAAAACAUCAACUACUGACAGCCUCCUGCUGCGCUCCAGAUACUGAACCAACAGGAGAGCAAAGGAAAAGAUCCAAAUGGAGCAGUUUGGUGGAAUGAGAACGUACUCCCAACUACACCUCCUGGGUUUAGGUCCAGGCCCUACAACUUACUGGAUGUGACCCUGGGCAAGUUACGUUUUCUGGGCCUCAGUUUUCUCAUCUAUAAAAUGAAGACAGUGAUAAUCCCUAUCUCAGAGCUACUGUGAAGCUGGGUCAGUACCCUCCCCCACUGCUAUGCACCGUCAGAGAAAGAACCUCUUCCCAGGCUAACUCCCACUUGGCUGGCUUCCUCAGUCCUAAUGGUAAGGGUGUCAGCGAGCACCUCGAUUCUCCAACAGACCCAGGGAGGCUCAUCAGAGACGUGGCCAGGCUGACGCCGGGAGCAGAGCUAGCCUCACUUGGGGUCUAAUUUAAAUCCUCCCUGGGAACAGCUGUGAAAUGCCGAGUACAAUGGAGAUGUGAGGCACGUGGCAGUUUCCCUUCUGUGGCAGGGCCAUGGUAGCAAACUGGAUCUUUAUUUAUCAAUGGUUUUUCAAAACGCUAUGCAUACUAAACAAAUGGUUACUACAGUUAUUAUUUAUAGCACCGUCCAGUAUCCCAGGGAAUCUGAAAUUCCUUUCAUUCUUCCCAGAAUCUCCUCUUUUCUACUCAGGAGACCAACUAUAAUUUUCCCCCCCCCACUUUCUAACCAGUUUCCCACACCCCAGGCAGCGGGCACGUUUAUUCAGUAACCCCACUCUCAUGCAAUUCUCCACGGAGACCAGGGUUAAGGGAGGGGAAGGCUAACUAGGGGACCUGGGCUCCAGGUGACUUAGGGACUCUGAACAGUACAUAGCGGCUGCAAGGCUGGGGCGCGGGCAUUCCAGCAGCCGGCGGCUAACUAAUCACUGUAUAAAGUCAAUACAAAUCUUUCAGAUUUACUCAGCUGAAUUUUGUUUUCUUCAUUAACAGGGUCCAAGGCACUGGGGAGACGUGGCUCCCAGACCUCAUCAGGAACGGUGUAUGAAAAUGCUCAUUAUAAUCAAGAUACACAUCAUUUGAAAAAAGUUUCUUUGGACAUCUUUGCAUUUUCAUCUCUACUCUCGUAUUCAGAUCCCAGAGCACAGCCUGGUGGAGUUCAGUCCUCACGCCUUACAGAUGGCUCAUCUGCAAAAUGUGACUACCUGUGUAAUAGGAUUUUUAAUAAGGAUAACUACCUUAGUAGAUGCUUGAAACAGUGCCUGGCAUAAAUGAUAAGGAUAAUGCUGACACUUGACACGUUACCUACAUGUAGUUUGGCAGAGAAGGACAUACAUAACCUGAAACGUGUGGGUGAGACAUACACAGCACCUUUGGACCUGAAGGUGAGCCAACUUGGGAGAAUGUGGUUUCAUAUCAGGAUGGGAUUUGAAAGGCAGAUGGCCCUUCUUCAGGCUAAUAGAGAUCUCAUUUCCACAGGAGUGAAGGAAUUUAAUGUUUUGCUUAAUCAGCAGGUCUUCACUGACCCUCCCAUCUCUGAAGAAGCCAUGGUGACUGUACUGGACGACUGGGUGAACUUCUACACCAACUAUUACAGGCAGCACGUGGUGGGAGAAGAGCAAGAGCGGGACAGGGCUUUGCAGGAACUUCGGCAACAGCUGAGCACGUUGUGCGCCCCUUUCCUGGACAAAUAUAGGGCCUUCCUGAAGUCUCUGAGCGCCUAAACUUUUCUCCUAGCCCAUAGACCUAGGCCUACAUCUCUGAGAAACCCGUAAAUUUUGUCUCUGAAUUCUUCAAGUCCUCAGGCUCUGCCCCUUCUUGGUGUUACUUUACCUUGACACCUCAAUAAAGACCCACAUUGGUUUUGCUGGUC